AAAAAUUGUGUUAGUUUACGAGAAAUGUUGAUACCUUUUGUAUUCCUAAGCUUGUUCACAUGGUCGGCCACAGAAUCCAGCAGUGAUUGUAGGCUGAGAAGCGUGCACGUAAGGCAAGAUGGCGGGCUAUGCUUCGAGGUCCUUCCGUGGCAGCUGCAGCCAGUGGACCUGGACAACCAUUUGAACCACAUGCGACAAAAGCUGAGAAACAGAACUUCUACGGAGUAUAGAAAAGUGUCUCCCCGUCAAGCACUCGUUAAUAGCGAAGUAUCCCGAUACGUGGACACCGUUCUGGCCCCAUUCCUCGACGCUUACCACAGGAACAUCCAGACUUCGUACCAGCAGUUCACGGCCAAGCUGCUGCGCCGGAUCAAGGAGGAGAUCAAUCAGGCGGUGCAGAAGAAACAGAAACUAUACGACGAGCUUACCAAACUGGCUAAUGAACUUAAUGUGCCGCCAUCCUGCGAUGAAGAACGCCGCGCCGCCCGCACCCUGGCCAGCCAACACGUCUCCGACAUCCACAAGUGCGUGGAGGCGGCCAGAGACGGCAUCGCUCAGAUGGGCGUAUACGCUGACGAAAUGAUACAACUAACCAGACAGCACAUGCAAUCACAGUUAAAUGAUGCUACAAGGUCGUUUAAUGAGGGUACUGUGGUUAUACCGAAGGGUGACGUACCAGCCUGUAUGCAAGAAUUGUCCCGCGCGGCAGCCAACCUCGGAUACGAGUUGGACCUGACGCUGACGAACGCCCGCCGGUACAACGAUCAAGCGUGCGAGCAGCUCUCGACGUGCAGCAAUCGCGCGCGCCGCGUCUCGGACGAGGCGGCUGCUAAACUAAGAGAACAAUUGUAUCAAUGCGUUUAUGCUUAG
This is a messenger RNA of Cydia amplana, 870 nucleotides long. RefSeq lists its product as uncharacterized. The transcript is spliced from 6 exons. The record is from RefSeq and is a predicted model, not a curated record. Bases 25 to 870 code for a protein of 281 amino acids. Lineage: Eukaryota; Metazoa; Arthropoda; Insecta; Lepidoptera; Tortricidae.